Molecule: messenger RNA, 900 nt
Organism: Entrophospora sp. SA101
Lineage: Eukaryota; Fungi; Glomeromycota; Glomeromycetes; Entrophosporales; Entrophosporaceae
Source: the annotation of a GenBank genome assembly
AUGGAAAACAAGCAACAAUCAGAAGGGCCAUUUUUAGCAAUGUUUCCGGGAAUUCCACCUCCGAUGGAUUUAAAUUUUCAAGUUUACAAAAAGUCUGAUUCUGUUAUUUUUCAAGAGUGUAUUGUUACAAGUCAAAAUGAGAGAGUUAAUUAUGAAGCAAGAAACUCAGAAAAAAUGGAUAAUGAUCAAUCAAACAAUGAUUACAUGAUUGCCAUCUAUAAUAAAAAAACAAAAACGAUAACAUUUAAAGAAAUUCCAGUUAUAAGUUUUAAAGCUACUCCUAAACGCAUUAAAUUAGAAAAAGAAAAGAAACCAGACAUUCCUAAAGAUUAUGCUACUGCUAGAAAAGCUCUUGAUUUAGAAUUUAGCACUAAGAAAAGACAGUCACAAAUUAAUGCGAUUCAAAGAGGCAAAAUUGAUGUAUCACAAAUGGAAGGCAUUGAAAAUUUUGUUGAAGUAGUUGGCGAAAAAGUCAAAACAAUAUUGAUACCUCCAUAUAACCUUGAAGCAACAAAAUUAAAUGAAGUUUAUAAUUUAGAAGACAUUCUGACAAAAGAAGAGUUUGAACUGCUUAAUAUUGAUUUUAUUUUGUCAAUUAAAAAUAAUAAUCAAGUAUUGGAACAUUUAUCGUUCAAAAGUUUUGCACAUUCCAGUAUUAAUAACCAAGAUAUAAUGUCAAAAAAUUUAAACAAUCCACCAAGAAAAAUUUUAGAAGGGCUUUAUGAAAGAUAUACAGAAAAAUUAUAUAAAAAACAAGGAGGUGCACCAAGAUUUAAAUUUACUACAAAAUCAGAAAAUAAAUUACUAUGUUGGAUGUUUACAUUAUGUUUAAUGUUGGAUGGAUAUCGAGUAGAAACUGAAGCAUUAGUUCAAGAUUUGCUUUUAACUAAAACAAAGUAA